UCAUCUUCGGAGAACGGCCACCCGCGUGUCAACCGCGUCUUCCAGCUCGAGCUCUGCCUAUUUCUAGGCUCUUCCAUCAAAGCAUUCUUCUCAGCAAAACAAAAUUUCUCUCUCCUCUCUCUCUCUCUCUAAAAGAUUUGAGAGCUCUGAACAUCUCUCGCUCUUGCUCUCUCUCUCUCUCUCUCUCUCUCUCUCGAAGAGCUGUUGACAGCUUGGCAAGGUUUAACUUUGAAAACGGAUUCCAGAAGGGUCUUGUUUGAAAUCAAAUCUCUCUUUCAAUCACUCUGGCCGCUCCUGAGGCACCAUCUCCUCGCACCUUGAGAAAGGUGUGGGCUCUAGAGGAUUCUCUCUUCCCUCUUUGCUCAUCCAUUCAAAUCCCCUCUACCCUUCUCCUUCGUUACUUUCGUGCGAUUGAAGGUUCUCCUAUUGACAACGGCUAACCAUUACUUCGUAAUUUGACGAUCUCAUCUCUGCAUAGAAUUGGAGUCUUUAUUUUUCAUUUGCUGUAAAGGUUCUGUUGUAGUUCUCUGUUUAUCUUCCAUAUUUUUUGAGCUUAGAGUAUUACCGGAUACCAGUUCUCGGAAAUAUGGUGACGUUUAACUGCUUAUCUGCCCUAGUUGUUGGAAAGAAGAAUAAAUCCAAGAAAACCAACAAAAAUUUGGAUGUAAAGAAAGGAGAAGCCAAUGUAAAGCCUCGAGUGAAGCCGAUUGAUCUUCCAUAUCAAUCAGAAGAGAACAAUGCGAGCAAGGAGGAGAUUUCUAGCCCCUUGUCCCCUAAACCAAAACCUACAAGUAAUGAGAACAUGAUCACCCGAGUUGAUUCAGGCGGAGCGGAUGCUGCCUACGAGGGAGGGGACGAGCAUGAUGAGGUCCUAUCAAUGAAGAGGGACUAUUCCGACCUUGAUCUCCAUGCCCAAGCCAAUUCCAUGGAUUCAAACCCUGAGUUUGUUCAGUUAAGACAUGAGUUGAUCGAGACUAAGUCUGAGAGAGAUGAGCCCAUCACUCCUGACCUAUUAAUGCAAUCCGGGCAUGUCAGUGACCCUGGAAUCAGCCGACCAACGGCCUUCUGUGGAUCACCUAGCCUAAAACGAUCAUGCUCAAAUAUUGAGACCAAGAGAACCAACCUCCAAAAUUUUGAUUCCCCAACAAAAUCUCAAUCCUACACCGAUCUUAAGAAUCUAUCCACUGGCGGAAAUUCUCUCUAUAGAAUCCAAAGCAGCCCUUUGUCAGCGAAAAGCAAUUGCAGUGCUGAUAGAGUGAUGCUAAAGAAGCGGUCGUCAAGCCAAGUUCUCCCUUCAAGAAGCCGCAAGGUUUGGUGGAAGCUCUUUCUUUGGAGCCACCGCAAUCUCCACAAGCCAUCAGACUUCUCCAAGCCACCGAUUCCGAGCCUGACAUUCCACCAGAAAGCGGGGUACUCCUCAGAUACUCUCGAGCCAUCUCAAACACCUUUGAAGGGGAAAAAUAAGGCAGUAAAGGAGUCUGGAAACCAGUGGGUUGCUUUUGCAAUGGACUCUUCUUCCCCAUUGGAUAGAAUCAAUGCUUGGGUUAAUAGCAUUGAUGAAACCGAGCUUGCCCCGAUACAUGAUAGUGAUGAUGGAGAGAUUGAGGAACAAAAGAAGGGAGAUUUUGAGAUUGGGGAGUCUUCAGGAAAGAAUCGCUCCUCUUAUGCAGGUCGCCGGACCAGUGAGGAGAUCAUGCAGGCUAACAAUGUGAUCCAGUCUUUAAGUUCCUUUUCAUCUGUGGCUCAUAUAUCAGGCAUGGGACUCAAGGUCAUUCCUUCAAUUUCAACCUUCUCUAGCCUUCGGACCAUCAACUUAUCGGGAAAUUUUAUAGGUCAAAUUAAUCCAGGGUCCCUCCCGAAGAGUCUUCACACUCUAGACUUGUCUAGAAACAAGAUUGCGACAAUAGAAGGGCUGAGGGAGCUGACAAGAUUACGGGUUCUCAACCUUAGCUAUAACAAGAUUUCACGUAUCGGUCAUGGACUGUCCAAUUGCAUUCUCAUCAAAGAACUCUACCUAGCCGGCAACAAGAUCAGCAACGUCGAAGGCCUCCAUCGCCUCCUCAAACUAACGGUCCUUGACCUGAGCUUCAACAAGUUAACAACAUCCAAAGCCCUAGGCCAGCUUGUCGCCAACUACAAUUCCCUUCUCGCUCUCAACCUCAUAGGAAACCCGAUCCAGGCCAACAUUGGCGAUGACCAACUACGAAAGGCCGUCACCAGUCUCUUACCUCACUUGACGUAUCUCAACAAGCAGCCGAUCAAGCCUAGUGUUGCUAGAGCUGCGUUAGGGAGCGGUAACGGAGGGAGGAGAAUGGCUAGGAGAAGAAGCCCGAGCUCAGGGACAGGAUCUUUGGUGAGGCGAGCAAGCCAGAGUUCAGCACUCGGGUCCCACACGAAGGGAAGCAGGAAUAGGGCCAAAGGGAGGCUCCAGCACUCGGUUACUUCUUCAAGGAAGUGAUAAGUAACUGGAAAAAAGGAAGAACAAAUAGAGUAAAAUG
Molecule: messenger RNA, 2498 nt
Organism: Asparagus officinalis (garden asparagus)
Lineage: Eukaryota; Viridiplantae; Streptophyta; Magnoliopsida; Asparagales; Asparagaceae
Cellular component (GO): cytoplasm
Molecular function (GO): protein kinase binding
Source: RefSeq, a predicted model, not a curated record